GGACAAGACACAUGUCCGUGGGAUCUGUCUCUGUCCAAGGUCACCUUGUGCUUUUGAUCAACUGUAUCGUGGACUUCUGGCUUGCGAGCGUGCAGUAAAAUCUCUCUAACCAACAGGUGCACCCAGCUCGCCAGCUCUCUGCCGCGCUGGCCCUGUGCAUCUCGUUCUCUGGCGUUUCAGGUAGCCGCCCGUUGCAGAUCAACAAUCCACCUUCGCCAAACCGGGUGACUUGGCCCUCGUCCGGCAAACCACGCUUGACGUCGACCCCGUCGUCCUCGUGGCCUCAAGGGUCUCGCUUUGGCUGGCGUGGGCACUGGGCAGUCAGCAAAACCAAAUGCAAAUCCAUUACUUUGGACUUUUCCAAACCUCCACGCGCGUGAUUGCUUUCAUGCACUAAUAUCACAACAUCUACUAUACAGCAAGCCUCCUCCCACCGAGCCUUGCCUUGCCUGACGGAGCCGUCCAGCUUGGAGCACCGUAUUCCCUCCGCUCUGGUGUCACCAUCGAGGCACAGGGUUUGCAAGGCACACAAUCCGAGCCCUGCGGCUGCGUCUGCGUCUGCGUCUCAACCUCGACUGCACCGUCGUGCAACGGGCAAAAGAACACGACCAAUUUGCCUCCCACCCGCUGCAGGAUUCCGCCACGAUAACCUCGAUAACGCCUCUCCCCACUGAACUCGAACUGGUUCGAGUCUACUUAUUAGAAAGAGAAAGCUGUACAAAAUAUCGGAAAUCCUGACGGUGCUUCCGAAAGCCCUGCUAUUUCCCACGCAUCAUCAACCUUCCUGCCGACUCUGAGCGCACCCUAUAACGAAAUCAUGUCUUCCCCGGUGCCGCUUCUUCGGCCACCUGUCCCUGGUGCUCGAAGCUCAAGCGGUAGCCGGACCCCUCGUUUGACAUUGGGAAUUCCGCCUUCACCCAACCAACGACCAGUCUCUGGAGAGGGAGAACAGGCUGCUGAAGUCCCCCGCUUCAGCCUGGCCGCAUCUGGAGUGAAGGGGCCACCAAAACUAUCUCUUGCAACACCGAUGGGAAGUCUCGGUUCAGUGCAAGAAGGAGCAACCAAUCUAAGACCACAGAUACAACCCUUGAAUAUAUCCGCAGUGACAGGAAAUGAAGCCAUUAGCAGGCCAAGAGGGGAUAGUUUCCACGCCGCCAGCGUUCCCGGAUCUGCUUCGUCGUCCACAUACUCAGCCCUCUCAUUCGCCAUGCACGGUAGGCAAGCUGGGACACCUGACCCAUCCUCGGCGAUAAGUUCGAUCUAUUCAGAGGCCAGUAUCGGCGGGACUUCGAUGGAAAGAGAGUCGAGUAUGGGUGGGUUGUCGGUGGACUUUGAGAAACUCGCGAUCGAGAAAGGCAGGCCGCUCGAUGUGGAAGACCUGGACGACGAAGGCUGGGGUGCAGCGAGUGAACAGAAGAAAAUUAUCGAACUGGGUUCUCUGGGUGAAGGUGCGGGAGGGGCGGUGACACGGUGCAUGUUGGAAGGCGGCAAGACCAUUUUCGCCCUCAAGAUCAUCACCACCAGUCCCGACCCAGACGUGAAAAAGCAGAUCCUUCGUGAACUCAAAUUCAACAAGAACUGCACGUCCGAAUAUAUCUGCCAAUACUACGGGGCUUUCAUGGACAAAUCCUCGAGCACGAUAUCAAUAGCAAUGGAGUUCUGCGAGGGUGGCAGCCUGGACAGUGUCUACCGCGAGGUCAAGAAGCUGGGUGGCAGAACGGGAGAAAAGGUCCUGGGCAAGAUCGCAGAAGGCGUGUUGCAUGGUCUCACCUAUCUCAACAGCAGGAAGAUCAUACACAGAGAUAUCAAACCUUCUAACAUCCUCCUCUGCCGUAACGGCCAGGUCAAGCUCUGCGACUUUGGCGUUUCCGGUGAAUUCGGCACCAAAGGUGACGCCAACACCUUCAUAGGCACCUCUUAUUACAUGGCCCCCGAAAGGAUACAAGGGCAAUCCUACACCAUCACUUCCGACGUGUGGUCUUUGGGUGUGACCUUAUUGGAAGUUGCACAGCAUCGCUUCCCAUUCCCAGCCGACGGGACGGAAAUGCAGCCUCGUGCUGGCUUGAUCGAUCUGCUCACAUAUAUUGUCGCUCAGCCAAUACCAAAGCUAAAAGACGAGCCCGAGAACGGCAUCAAGUGGAGCGACAUGUUCAAGUACUUUAUCGAGUGCUGCUUGGAGAAGGAACCCCCUAGGCGAGCCACACCGUGGCGAAUGCUCGAGCACCCGUGGAUGGUCGAGAUGAAGGCAAAGAAGGUCAGCAUGAGCUCCUUCUUGAAACAAGUGUGGGAUUGGAAAGACUGAAUGAACGACACGCUAUCUGGGCCAGAACUGGGGACGCCUUGCGAUGUCGAUUUGAACAUGACUAUGCGGAAGCGAAUCUUGGAUUUUGAUGACGCGAUCCCCUGGAGGAAAAUACGACCGUAUUAAUGCUGGAAUGAAGGGAAGUAAGGAUUACUAAUGGGCAAGACUCAACGGCUUCGCUCUGAGGCAACCACUCGCUGAGAGGCGUCUGGAUCAAGGACAAGCACCGACCAGCCCGAGAUGAUAUUGAGGUACUACACCUUGGGUGUGCGAAACCGAGCCUUUGUCCUGAUGGGGCGAAGACUGUAUUGUGCCAUCAAGGCGGACCUGCAGCGGUUCGAUGGCUCAAUAGUGCAUACUCGCUGCAGUUCGAGCAGCUGGGUGCCCUUAUGCAUCUAUUAUCGUUAGAUAGAGUUACGGUGAAGUCAAUGAGGUCAAUGCCGGGACAGAGCGAAAGAAGAUCACAUUAACCAGCUGAGAAGCGGUGCUACUCUAAUUUCACUGAUCCCAACUGCCCUGAUAGUUGCCCGUGCCGCCGCCACGACGUUCAGAGCUUGGCUUUAUGUGCAAUCAGUGUGUAUCCCCUG
Molecule: messenger RNA, 2889 nt
Organism: Cladophialophora immunda
Lineage: Eukaryota; Fungi; Ascomycota; Eurotiomycetes; Chaetothyriales; Herpotrichiellaceae
Exons: 3
Coding region: 818-2302 (494 amino acids)
Biological process (GO): protein phosphorylation
Molecular function (GO): protein kinase activity; ATP binding
Source: RefSeq, a predicted model, not a curated record